Messenger RNA from Durotheca rogersii, 1682 nucleotides. RefSeq names its product S-adenosyl-L-methionine-dependent methyltransferase. The transcript is spliced from 2 exons. The record is from RefSeq and is a predicted model, not a curated record. The coding region runs from base 381 to 1280 and encodes 299 amino acids. Gene Ontology annotation, molecular function: S-adenosylmethionine-dependent methyltransferase activity. NCBI's taxonomy places the organism in Eukaryota, Fungi, Ascomycota, Sordariomycetes, Xylariales, Xylariaceae.
AGAAUUUGAUUGUUGAACCGUUGGGACGCUGAGGGAGAGAGGUCUGUAAUGGCUCGGCAGACGGCUUGAACAAGAUGUCGCAAUCCCCCUGACAGCUGAGCAACCCGUGGUUUUAACUAGCUGCGAAGGCCUCACACCAUCCCUCAAAGGACUUGGCGCCGCCACCUCCCUCCAUCUGUUUUGUCGUCGGCAUCAAUGUCGUAUUAGAUGUAACCGUCCUCGUAACCGCGGCUGAGUGCUCGUGCAGUUGGGUUAAUAAGCCACCACGGAGAGAUCCCGUCUGGGAUAUUAACGGGGGUUGACCUGUAUAGCAACCCCUUCCUACUUACACCAGACAACACCCCGACCUAUCGUGUCUGCUAGCUGAGAAACAGGAGGAGAUGGCGACAUUUGCCCGACCAACUUUCUCAGCGAAGGCCUAUGCGGCUUUUCGACCGGCUUACCCGCCCUCGCUAUUCCGCACCAUCCUGAGCUACCAUCAGGUGCCUACGCCCGGCGGCACGCUGCUAGAUCUCGGCUGCGGCCAUGGGCCCAUCGCGCGCUAUCUGAAACCGCAUUUCAAAUCAGUGAUCGCCAUUGACCCGUCAGCAGGGAUGAUAGCGCAAGCGCGGCAGACGACGACGGAUCCCGAGAUUACCUUCCGCCAAGGCGGCGCCGAGGAUCUGGAUUUCCUGGCCGAAGGAUCUGUCGACAUGGCUGUCUCGGGCCAGGCCGCGCAUUGGUUCGAUUACACCCAGGCCUGGCCGAGCCUGGCGCGGGUCGUGCGCCCCGGCGGCACCGUCGCCUUCUGGGGAUACAAGGACAACGUGCUGGUGGGCGCCGAGCAGGCUACCCGGAUCAUGGGGCAGUUCGUCUACGGCUUCGGCGAGGUAGCGCCGGGGGUCGAGGGGAUGGGCCCGUAUUGGGAGCAGCCGGGACGGGGCAUCCUGCGGGACCUCCUGCGCGGCGUCCAACCGCCCGAAGCCGACUGGACGGACGUGACGAGGCGAGAGCACGAGCCCGGGGAGGAAGGGCCCGAGGAGACGCGCUGGUUGCGGAAGAAGAUGAAGCUGGGGGAGGUGGAGGGCUACGUGCAGACGUUCAGCGCCUUCAACGGCUGGAAAGAAGCGCACCCGCAAGCGAAGAGUAGGGCAAGCGGCGGAGAGGGAGACAUCUUAGAUGUGAUGUGGGAUCGUAUGGUGGACGCAGUGCCGGAGUGGAAGGCGAUGGGGGAGCGGUGGCGGGAGGCCGAGGUGGUGAGCGAUUGGGGCACCUACAUUUUGACAGCCCGACGGCGGUGAUCCACCUGAUUUGGAUGCCUGCACGUGCACAUCGAAGCAGUCCGUUGGAUACCUGUUUCCCUCGUCAUAGCCGUCUAGGGGCGUGGUAUGCAUACCACAUCGGUAUGUAUGUAUAUAGGUAGGUAGGUACUAGUAUUGGAAUCAAUGUAGGCAUGUUAAAUGUCCAUAUGUUCUCACCAGGACGAAGAAGCGGAAAUCCAGGUAUCCAGCGGGUGCCUGAGGCAGAUACCUGAGGUGCUAUGUACGUUCCCAAGGUACCUCGUCUACUUGGCCCGACCCGAUAACCGAAUGCAUAAUGCGACACAGGAUCUUAGUUAGAGGUGUACCGAAGGCAGAACUUAUCAACUUGUGUGUACACGAUUGAAGUUAUUGUCGAUGACAUUCAGCGGAGUGCCUAUUAGG